This is a messenger RNA of Microtus oregoni (creeping vole), 1331 nucleotides long. RefSeq names its product TPD52 like 1 (gene Tpd52l1). NCBI's taxonomy places the organism in Eukaryota, Metazoa, Chordata, Mammalia, Rodentia, Cricetidae. Gene Ontology annotation, biological process: positive regulation of MAP kinase activity; positive regulation of apoptotic signaling pathway. Gene Ontology annotation, cellular component: cytoplasm. The record is from RefSeq and is a predicted model, not a curated record. The coding region runs from base 202 to 831 and encodes 209 amino acids. The transcript is spliced from 8 exons.
GGGGCGGAGGUAUCCAGAAGCGGCCAGUGGUGGCUGCCCGCAGUCCCCCACCCCCUCCACGCAGAGCUCCCGACACGCGCGCCUGGAGAGGGCCCAAGAGCGGCGGCAGGGCUAGCUGUCUUCCGAGCUCCGGCACCGCUGCCAUCUGCUCUACGAGACGUCCGCGUGUCCCCCGCGGCUCACAGCUCCACGUCGGCCACCAUGGAGGCGCAGGCACAAGGCUUGCUGGAGACGGAACCACUGCAAGGAAGAGAUGAGGAUGCGAUAGCCAGUGCUGACUUCUCUAGCAUGCUCUCUGAGGAGGAGAAGGAAGAGUUAAAGGCAGAAUUAGUUCAGCUAGAAGACGAAAUCACAACAUUGCGACAAGUUUUGUCAGCAAAAGAAAGACAUCUGGUUGAGAUCAAACAGAAACUUGGCAUGAACCUGAUGAACGAGCUAAAGCAGAACUUCAGCCGAAGCUGGCAUGACAUGCAGACCACAACUGCGUACAAGAAAACACAUGAGACCUUGAGCCAUGCAGGGCAGAAGGCCACAGCAGCCUUCAGUAAUGUGGGAACCGCCAUCAGCAAGAAGUUUGGAGAUAUGAGGUCUCACUCUAUUGGGUACUCCAUUCGCCAUUCCAUAAGUAUGCCUGCCAUGAGGAAUUCUCCUACUUUCAAAUCAUUUGAGGAGAGGGUUGAGACAACUGUCACAAGCCUCAAGACGAAAGUAGGCGGGACAAACCACAGUGGAGGCAGUUUCGAGGAGGUCCUGAACUCCACGGCACACGCCAGCUCCCAGAAUGCUUCAGGAGGCCCGCGGCAGACCCCGGAUGAGGAGCUCCAGUGCUAGGUUCAGCCAGCCUGGGCUGCAGGCGGCAGAUCUGCUUGCUCAUCUUCUGAUUCGAAGACCAAAAUCCCACUGGGAAACCAAGUUUUGAUAUUGUUAUUUAAACGGCCUCUCCCAAAAGUUUAAUAAAGUGAUUUCCAUUGGCAUUUGUGUUGAUGAUGGACCACUUGACCAUCACACCGCAGUAUUCCCAAGUGUCGUCAUUUAAAAUGGCCAACUGGAGUAGGUUCAUAAUUAGUCAUAAUCCUUGUCUGUGGAACUCACUGUGUAUUUCCCAAACAGGCAGCUACGAUUCUUAGCUUUGGUUUUUGCUUGGUCUCCAUAACAAUGUGCAUGUCUUUGAGGACUGAGCUGUGUGCCAUCAGUCUGAAGAUCAAGAGGUGGCACUCUUUGAGACUGUCUCCCGCAGUAAGCCAAGCCACUAAAAAUGUCACCAAGCUGCUUGUGAUCUCUCUCACCUACAUCAACUAUGUACAUUUAUUUAAGUCAUUAAAAUAAUCCAC